Molecule: messenger RNA, 1052 nt
Organism: Solea senegalensis (Senegalese sole)
Lineage: Eukaryota; Metazoa; Chordata; Actinopteri; Pleuronectiformes; Soleidae
Product: SH3 domain-containing kinase-binding protein 1
Exons: 8
Coding region: 436-981 (181 amino acids)
Source: RefSeq, a predicted model, not a curated record
UGUAUACCAGAAACGUCUGGUAUAAAAUAAGUCAAUUGCUCCUCUAAUUGCUGAAAAUGUCAGUCAUAACCGCUCCAGUCCUUUAUUUCAUAAUACAAAUGUAAUGACUAGUCUCUCUGCUUUCUUUCUGUUGUGCAUAGUAAACAUUAGCUCCACGGAUUUGUCCUUUAAAGCCUUCUCUUGCCCUUCACUGUGUCCCAGUGAUACUUGUCAGUCCCAGGCUAAACUUAGCCCUGAGAACCACCAGUCCUCAUCACAACAUGCCCUGCUCACCACACUGGGUUACAAUGGAGGGUGUCGUGUUUCCACAGACGUCAAUGACAACACUGUCAAAACAAGCUGUCCACAUAAAGACGUGGCUCUAUCUGAUGUAGACGACUUCUUUUGAAAGGAGCAGAUGUAGAUCCUAAAAACUCUGCAGGUUUUUCUGUCUCGAUGGGCAGCCAUAGCUCAGUCCUCAUUCCUGACACUGAGGAGUUUGGCUCAAUUGUGUCGGAGAAGCUAAAUGAGCAGAUAGCCCAUGCUGCAGAUGAGAGGUUACAGUCAGAGCUUCAGACUCUGAUAAGACUCAUGAUGGAGAAGGAAAGAAAAGAAACCCAGAGUGAAGCGGUGGAUACUUUAACUCUUCAAAAAAACUGCCCAGAAACAAGUCAAAAUGGGUGUGGCCUGUCUGCAGCAGAAAGUGACGCCACGCCGUCCUUCUUCUCCUCUCUGCUCCCUGAGGCUCUCUCCUCUGUUCUUCAUCCGACGCUUCCGUCGGGCUUCAAACCUGCAGACCUCACACUCAGCAGAAAUCCACAGAACUCAAAGCUGGAGCGACUGCAGACAGAGCUGAGGGAGCUGAGGGAGCAGUUUGAGCAGAUGAAGACUCAACACAACAAAGAAAUUAAGCUGCUGAUGAACGAGCUGGACGAGGAGAAAAGGAUUCGUUUGACUUUACAGAUGGAGAUCCAACGUAUGAAGAAGCACAUGUCAAAAUGAGUGGCGUCAUCAGAGAAGGGCCUUGUUUAAAGGUUCAUUUUUAUAAGUUUAAUAAAAAAUCAUAAUAUUUA